Mucor mucedo is the source of this 1569-nucleotide messenger RNA. RefSeq lists its product as uncharacterized. Gene Ontology annotation, biological process: regulation of gene expression. Bases 126 to 1478 code for a protein of 450 amino acids. Gene Ontology annotation, cellular component: nucleus. NCBI's taxonomy places the organism in Eukaryota, Fungi, Mucoromycota, Mucoromycetes, Mucorales, Mucoraceae. Gene Ontology annotation, molecular function: protein binding. The record is from RefSeq and is a predicted model, not a curated record. The transcript has 7 exons.
UCUUCUUUUUUCCAAAAUUUUUUAUUUUUUUAAAAAAAGAAAAACUCUAUAUUCGCCAUAGCAACAACAAACAGUCCAAUAGCGUACAUAUAUAUAAUUAUAUCUGUGCUAAAUCGUAUGAAAUUAUGGAUUCAUAUUCAACAAUAUCUACCCCCAAAGGAAAAACCCCAUUUACUUAUCAAAAAAUUAAAAAUGUCGAAAGUUUUUUGAAAGAGUUACACUUGCAACAAUAUACACCCGUUUUUGUGGAUGAGGGAUUUGAGUCCUUGCCUGCAAUGAGAGAGAUUACUGAGGAAGAUUUAAUCGCACUAAAUGUGAAGCGAGGUCAUCGAAGGGUUAUCCAACGAGGGAUCGCUACGCUAAAUGGUGUGCCUCAGAACCAGCCUUUAAACGUUAUAGCUCCGGUCUCUGUCACUCCACCCUGUCCAGAUCUAACAAGAUCUAACGGUAACAAUAGUAGUGAGGGUUCUUCCUACAACACGAGUGGUUAUGGCUCCAUGAGCUCUCCUCGACACCCUACUUGUGUCGGCCAGAAAUAUGACAUAAAUACCAAUUACCCUAGUAAUCCAUCAUUGACUGAGCAUACAACCGAAAUACAACCACCAGCGGAUAAACCAUCCACCUCCGAUGUAGAAAAAGAUAUACCAGUGGUGGUGGAGAAUGCUCGAUCGUCUUCCUUUUCAUCUAACGACGAAGAUGCUGACGCGCCACUCAAAAGAAAAUACAGAAGACAUCCAAAACCUGAUAAAAAGGCUCCCAUCAAGCCCCCUUCCGCUUAUAUUAUGUUUUCAAACGAUGCUCGGUCACAGCUUAAAGAUUACGGUAUGAGCUUUGUAGAGAUUGCAAAAUACGUUGGCGAUCAGUGGAAGAAUCUCAGUAUCAAUCAAAAACAACAAUAUGAACGAACUGCCAUGAGAGCAAAGGAUCUAUAUAUCGAAGAGUUACAUGCGUAUAGCCAAACAGAUGAUUACAAGAAAUACCAAAUAUACCUUAAUAAUUUCAAGUCUGAACAAGAUGCCACCAAUAGAAAAAUUGCCAGACUACGCAAACGGGCCAAGAGAGAUUCGCCUGAGAGUGGUAGCAUGGCCGAUAGCAGUUCGAAUACAGAACAUAAAAAUGUAAAGAAGAGAACAAGCGAUAAUAGUUUAGGAUCAUCGAAUUCAACAGACGGUGGUUUCAACAAUAGCGACGAAAAUCCAAGAAGUUCUAGUUCAAGUGGGUCUACGGAUAUAUACAAGGUGCAUUUGAAGAACCACCCAACAGAAGCAUCACAACAGAGAAAGAGUGACGAAUGUAGUUUGGCGCGGAAUUCAACCGAUGAUUCACCUUCCACAAUGGAUCCAUCCUCACUAGAUGACGAAAAUAACGGUGGAGAAUGUUACUCUCCUCAACAAAAGGCACCGCCUCUCAUAAGCGAUAAUAUGGCAGAAUCCAAUUAUCACCGAUUACCCUUUAACGACAAUACUGCUGCAACAUAAUGUAAAUAAUCUGUAUCUUGUCGUACACACCUAUUUUUGUACAAACUGAAAUAAUGUAAUAAAUUUUUAUUUUAAUAUCAACCUGUAAAAA